UCCCCGUAUGGUUAUGUCCCCCGUCGUCACUGAUUUCUUUCUAACCUGGGUAUUUAUGUGGAUACCUGGGUGGGCCACCCUGACUGCUUGGGUUCCAGUUCAGCCUCCUCCAGUGUGCCUGUCCAAGUGGCCUGGGUGGGUUAUUACCCCUUCCAUCCCUCAGUUUCCCCAUCUGCAAAAUGAAAUAAUAGUGCUCCUGCCAGAGUGGCUGGGGUCAGUGACCGUGCACUUGGAGGUGCCCAGCAAAGGGGAGCAUCCAUUCCUUAAUAAUUAUCUUAAAUAUCUUACUGUUUGGGAUCUUUUAUUACUAUUUAAGAAGACUGUCAUUUUACUAUUUUAUUAUUGCUUUAUUAUUACACUUGUUAUUACUUUUUUGUUAUUAUCUCCACCUGGAUUUUUAGGCAGAGGCCCUACCGGGCUCCACAGAUGUGGGUAUUUACCCCUUUUGAGGCGGCUUAACCACCCAAAGUGGGUAUUUACCUACCAAGUGGGUCCCUCUGACCUGCCCCCAGGUCUCCUCACUUCCAUGUCCUGGGAGGGGAGGUGGCCUCUGCCCCCUGAGUCGGCCCCACCCCAGCCUGAGUCACCUCCGCUCUGAGCCCUCCUUGAUUUCCUGUACCAGGAAAUUGGUUCCUCUCUGGCCUGUUCCUGGGGGAGGGGCCGGUGGCAGAGCAGGUGUAUUUUUGCCCAGAGGAGUGGGUGUCAAACCCGUGGGGAGCAUCCCUGAGAGGAUGAAAGAACCUGUUCUCCUCAAACCUGUCCUCACAGCUGUCCCACAGGUGGGCCUGUUCCCCCCCCCACCCCCGUGGAUGUUGGCCACUGCCACCCUGUAGACACAUCCCAAGGCCUGCUGGGUCCAGGAAGCUUCAGGGCCCUGUCUGGGUCCUCAGUUUCCCAUCUGUAAAGUGGUCUCUUAGGGGGGCUGGGUAGGGGAAGCCAAUGAACUGGCCCUUGGGUGAGUAUGGUAAACAAGUUCUGAUAUUCAUUCAACAAACAGCUGUUGAGCACCUUCUAUGGGCCAGGUGCUGGGGAUACAGCAGGGCCCAAGAGGACCCUGUCCUUAUCAUUCUGGGCUAGUGAAGGAGAUGAGAAGCAGGAGUAAACAACUAGGACCAGCUGGUUUCCUGUGCAACUGGUGAAGCUGGAAAUGGGCUGAUUGGUCCCCUUGGGAGGCAGGGUAGCUUCUCCCAGGAGGUGUUGAGCCCAAGAAAGGGUGCUUUAGGCAGGAGGCUGAGCACAUGCAAAGGCCCUGAGGCAGGCUGUCCCUGACCUGUUUGAGAUGAAGUGAAAAGGGCCUGUGCCUGGAGCAGGAGUGAGAGGGAGAGAGAUGGGCCAGCAUUGCUGUUCUGAUAUGGGUGUAUUUUAUAAAAGGUUAGGCUGGUAUCCACCCUGCUUCCCCAGCGUUCAUUACAAAUCUGACUGGUUGGUUUUUUGUCUGCUGCACCCUGCCCUCUCCCUUUUUGAGGUGGGGGGCUCCAACCCUGCAGUCAGCCCCAAGGCUCCUGCUGGGGUCUGGUUAGAGCCAGCAAGCUUGAGCUGGUGGCAGGACUCAAAUUUCGGUUCUCAAUUCGGCCCGGGAGGUUCAUGAGACUGUAGCCUGUGGGACCAGUGGUGGCACUGCAGUGCCAUGGGGAGCCAUGCAUGGUGGAGGAGCAGGGCAGGGAGCAGCUGGGUCCUAGCCAGGUGUGCGGGCCUCUGGGUUUGAGCCCUUCAGACGGCUGUGGCCCCAGGAGGGAAGCAGGAGGCUGGACGGAUCAGGGGAGUGUCCCUUUUCAGACCAGUUUCAAAUCCUGGUUCUGUCCUGGUCCCCAGGGGACGGGAGCCCCAUCUCUUGGAGCCCCAUUAUUCUGAGGGCCCAGGCUCCCUCCCUGCAUUCCACCCUGCUCUGGGGUUCUUCUAUAGCUCCCCCCGGAUGUGGCCUUGUUAUCAGCCCCCACCAGGCCACUGUCCUGGACGCCAUCCAGAAGCUGGGGCGGAGACACAGGCUCUGGAGCCCGUAGUGGGGUCCCCUGGGCCUCAGGAAGGUUGCGUCCAGCCUCAGAGGUGUUGGUCCUGUGCCGACUUGAUUUGCUCCGUCCUGUCCAGUUGCCCUCUGCACCUGUGGGAUCUUGGGACAAUGACUUUGCCCCUUGGUUUGCAGGUCUGUGUAAUGGGCGUCAGAAAAAUAGCCUUUGGCUCCUGGGGUGAUGGUGAAGGGGAUUGCUGCAAUCGGUGGUGUGGCUUGGGCGAGCUCCCCGUCACAGGAGGAAACCAAGCAAGUGGCAGCUUGCGGGGGAAGGCCCCUUCCGGGCUGCCUGCCUGCUCUAGCCAGCUCCCAGGUGAAGAGGCUCUCGGCCUCCAAGCGGAAGCAACACUUCAUCAACCAGGCUGUGCGGAACUCAGACCUCGUGCCCAAGGCCAAGGGGCGGAAGAGCCUCCAGCGCCUGGAGAACACCCAGUACCUCCUGACCCUGCUGGAGACCGAAGGAGGCACACCUGGCCUGGAGGAUGGGGACCUGGCACCCCCUGCGGCCCCCGGCAUCUUCGCAGAGGCCUGCAGCAAUGAGACCUACAUCGAGGUCUGGAACGACUUCAUGAACCGCUCUGGGGAGGAGCAGGAGCGGGUUCUCCGCUACCUGGAGGAUGAGGGCAAAAGCAAGGCGCGGAGGAGGGGGCCUGGCCGCGGAGAAGACCGGCGGAGAGAGGACCCAGCCUACACGCCCCGAGAGUGCUUCCAGCGCAUCAGCCGGCGUCUGCGAGCCAUCCUCAAGCGAAGCCGCAUCCCCAUGGAAACCCUGGAGACCUGGGAGGAGCGGCUGCUGAGGUUCUUCUCUGUGUCUCCACAGGCCGUGUACACGGCCAUGCUGGACAACAGCUUUGAGAGGCUCCUGCUUCAUGCUGUCUGCCAGUACAUGGACCUCAUCUCAGCCAGUGCCGACCUGGAGGGUAAGCGGCAGAUGAAGGUCAGCAAUCGGCACCUGGACUUCCUGCCCCCGGGGCUGCUCUUGUCCGCAUACCUGGAACAGCGCAGCUGAUGGUGGCCCCGCGGUGCUCCCGCAGCCCCGUCUCCCUGGCGCCAAGACCUCCCAUACCACCUGCUGAAAUACCUUUAUUAUUUUUAGAAUUUUCCCUUGGAAACAUGCUCCUCCCCUUGGGGUCACCCCGUUCCAGCCCAUCUUCCCAGAUGUGUUGGUGGCUGGGCCUCCCCAAACUCCCCGGCUGGGCCACUUCCAUUUCCCUUCCUCAGUCAGCAUUUUUGGCCCCUUCUGAGCUUACGCGAGGAGGGAGAGGCUGGAUUUUUAUCAUUUUUAAUGAAUUUGGUGUGAUUUGUUGUAGAUUUUUAAAUUUCCCUUUUGAGAAAAAAAACAAAGAACUUGCCCCAAGUGAUAACUCGAGGGGCUUCAUUCCAGUCCUUGCUUGACCCCCUCCCAAUAUGUGGCAUGGGUGGGGGUCUCUGGGGCCCUGUCCCUCGCCCCAGGGGCAUUACGUUUUUUUGUGUGUGCGCGUGUGUGUGCGUGUGCCCUGCGACCCAGGACAGAGGCUGCGUCUUAGAGCUGGUUUCACCCCCUUUUUUGGACUGUGUGCUGUCUUCCUGGGCACGCUGUGGUGGCCCUUGGGGGUCCUGUGUCCCUGAGAUACCCCCUACCUUCAUACUGGGGGUCUGGGACUUCCAGCCAGAAGCCUCCGCCCUCAGACUGUCUUGUUCCCCUUUCCAUGUCCCCUCAUGUAUACCGCCCCCCAGCCUGGCUCUGGGUGUCCUCAUGCGGGUCCCCCUGACCUGGCGUGUGAGUGCAGAGCUGGGAGGCUGCCCCCCCCCCCCCCCCCCGCAGCCUUGUGUGUGUGGCUAGUUGUGCUUUGGAAAAAGUGGAGAGUUCAAUAAAUUUCUGGUGCUCUGGUCUCCA
Sus scrofa (pig) is the source of this 3881-nucleotide messenger RNA. The record is from RefSeq and is a predicted model, not a curated record. NCBI's taxonomy places the organism in Eukaryota, Metazoa, Chordata, Mammalia, Artiodactyla, Suidae.